AGAUUACCAAAUACUACACAAACUAAUAUCCCUAAUUGAACGUGAUUUAACAUAAAUAUCAAGAUACGAACAUUUUCAAAUUAUUGUAGUAUAAUAAACGAAAUAAAAGCAUGUUAUCACAUGUAAAAUCACAUCACAAUAAAAUUGCUGACAUUCACAUCAUAAGAUCUGUAUUCCAUCUGAAAAUAGUUACAAAACACGAAGACAUCAAUAGAAACACACUAAGAAGUGGGGAGAAGAAGAAGAAAUAAAUUGAAUACAAACUAAUAUCAAAUCCAAUAAAUAUGUGCCUGCUCUAAUUCAAUUGAUCUGCAAUAUUAUUGUGUAAAUCCCAAAGAUAUUGAUUAAGAGGAUAAAUAAAUACUUAUAUUAUA
Messenger RNA from Paramecium octaurelia, 374 nucleotides. Lineage: Eukaryota; Ciliophora; Oligohymenophorea; Peniculida; Parameciidae. The record is from the annotation of a GenBank genome assembly.